Necator americanus (New World hookworm) is the source of this 402-nucleotide messenger RNA. RefSeq lists its product as uncharacterized. The transcript has a single exon. The record is from RefSeq and is a predicted model, not a curated record. Bases 1 to 402 code for a protein of 133 amino acids. NCBI's taxonomy places the organism in Eukaryota, Metazoa, Nematoda, Chromadorea, Rhabditida, Ancylostomatidae.
AUGCCACUUAAAACCGCACCUUCGAAUGUGUACUCUAAGCGCACAACGCUCAGUGCAUGUUCAUCCACCUUUGAUCCACUUGGUCUUCUCACACCAUUUUUAGUGCCCUUCAAGGUAUUCAUUCAGGAUAUCUGGAAGAAGGAAUACCAGUUGGACACUCCAUUUGAUCAAGAAGACUAUCAGCGAUGGGACGAAUUGGUCCAGCAGUUCAAACAUCCGUUGCCACCAAUUCCACGUUUCAUCGCUUCCGCAAACCGCAACACCACUUAUGAGCUCGCAGUCUUUGGAGACGGCUCACAACGUCUCUUUGCCUGCCGUGCUUACCUUAUUUGCCGCUCACCAUCAACCACUUCUUCACAGCUAAUCAUGGCUAAGUCAUUAUUAGCAACGGCUAAGCUCUAG